Fusarium sp. VM40 is the source of this 534-nucleotide messenger RNA. NCBI's taxonomy places the organism in Eukaryota, Fungi, Ascomycota, Sordariomycetes, Hypocreales, Nectriaceae. The record is from the annotation of a GenBank genome assembly.
AUGGCCUCUCCCGCAAACACCCUCUUCCGCGCCGCGCGCCCUCUCUUCCGCCAGGCCACCCUCGCUGCGCCCGCCCGACAGGCUUUCCGCCAGCAAGCUUUCCGACAGAACUUCUACCAGGGCAGCGGCCGUCGAUGGCAGAGCACUGAUGGCGCUCAGCAGCAGCAGCAGGGUUGGUUCAAGCGCAUGUGGGAGAGCGAGAUUGGUUUCAAGACCGUCCAUUUCUGGGCUCCUGUCAUGAAGUGGGCUCUUGUCCUCGCCGGUAUCUCCGAUUUCGCUCGUCCCGUUGAGAACCUCUCCUUCACCCAGAACCUGGCCCUGACCUGCACCGGUAUUAUCUGGACUCGCUGGUGCCUCAUCAUCAAGCCCAAGAACUACCUCCUCGCCGCUGUUAACUUCUUCCUCGGACUGGUCGGCCUCGUCCAGAUCACCCGAAUUCUGACGCACGAGUCGGAAAAGAAGAAGUCUCUGGAAGGUGUUGUCGCUGACAUCAAGGCUGACGCCAAGGAGACUAUCAACGAGGUCAAGCCUUAA